GGGAAAAGAAGGAGAGAAAAGGAGGAGGAGGAGGAGGAUAAAUGUAUGAGGAAAAGGAGGAGAUAAAAAGAAAAAAAGGAGAAGUAUACAGAACCUCCAGGAACACUCACAGCUAGACCAUUCAAGCAAAAUAAUGAAAAUCUACAAAUAUUAUGAAGUUCCGUUAGAGAGGCAGCUGUCACAAUCAAGCCCGAGACAACCCAGACCAAGACCAAAAGUGAGGUAAACAAUAACAAACUCUUCGGACGCUCGGCUCCUCCUCCGCUCCUCCGCCUCCCUCGCCGCCAUGGAGUGCAGGAAGAGGCAGCGGGCAAGGGCCACCGCCGCCGCCUUCAACAAGAGGUUCCCCAAGGCCAUCAAGCCCGUCAAAGUGAAGGACAGCGCCAUCGUAUGGACCAUGCUGGCCCUGGCCCGCCUCUACCUGGCCACCGUGCAGACCGGCUACAUCCACCCCGACGAGUUCCACCAGUCCGUGCAGGUCAUGGCGCGAGACAUUCUGGACAUUGAUGCCGGCAAGCCCUGGGAGUUCCACGCCAACAACCCCAUCCGCUCCGUCACCUUCUCCGCCGUGGUCUCUCUGCCAUUCGUGUUCCUACGUCUCCUGGCACCGGUCUCGUCCUACUUGUUUGGGUAUGACCUGCUGACGCCCACCACCCUGCUGGUGGCCCCGCGGGUGUUCAUGACGCUGCUGUCCUUCAUUGCUGACUACAGCAUGUACCGAAUUGCCCAGCUGUGCUACCUGCGGCCCUGGAGCUGCGUGGAGGUGUUCGCCAGCUCAUACGUCAUGCUGGUGUAUGCCACGCGCACCUUCUCCAACACCCUGGAACUCAUCCUGAUGGCGGUGCUGCUGUGGCGGGUGUGCGAGUCCAUGGUGGACAGCACCAAGAUCAUAAAGAAGGAGAACAUCCUGCAGGACCUCUACGAGAGCGCCGAGACGGUGCAGGAGAAGGUCAAGCUGGUCAGGAUGAAGAGCAAACUGCCGCCCUACAACUUCGUGGACAGCGGCAUCAUCUCGGCAGUGGUGACAUACGGCUCCUUCGUACGGCCGACCUUUGUGGUGUUCUCCUUCGUGCCGGUCGCCUACUGGCUGCAGCGUGGCGUGGUCACCAGGGAGGUCAGCUUCUCAUACUUCAACCUGCGUUUCCUCAGCCUGCUGCCGGGGGCCGUGGUCACCUUCCUGACCUGCGUGCUGGUGGACUCCUUCUACUACGGCGCGCUCACCACCACGGAGCUGGUGUUCUGGAACGUGACGAGCGGCUCCUUCGUGGUGACGCCCAUCAACUUCCUGCUGUACAACACCCAGAGCAAGAACCUGGCACAGCACGGCCUGCACCCCCACUACCUGCACCUGCUGGUCAACGUCCCGCUGCUGUACGGUGUGCUGGGCCUGCUGGGGCUGUGGUCCGUCUCCAAGUACUUCGUGGCCCUUACCAUGGGGGCCAUGACCAAGAAGCCGCGGGUGUUCAGCCUGGCCACCAUGCUGCUGGCCUCCUUCAUCACGCCGGUGCUGGUGCUGUCCCUCAUGCCCCACCAGGAGGCGCGCUUCCUGCUGCCCACGUUGCCGCCGCUGGUGCUGCUCCACUCCGACGACGUGCUCAUCCUGACGGCACGGCGCAUCAGGCCGGUGCGCCACUUCCUGUUCCUGGCCUGGCAUGUGUGGAACAUCCUGUGUGUGGCCUUCUUUGGGUUCCUGCACCAGGGCGGCGUCACCAAGGCCGUCACGCAGGUGCACCACCACGCCCUGCAGCGCCCGCCCCUCACAGACUCCCACGUCCUCUUCUCCGCCAUGUACACGCCCCCGACCUUCAUGCUGGCGCGCCGCCUCCCUGUCACUGCCCAGGCUGAGGACGGCCGCCACUACAGGAUAGAGAAGUCCGUGUUCACCUACGACACUGGGGGGUCCAGGCAGCCAACCGACCUCUACCGGCUGGCGGCCAAAGUGCACCGCCAGGCCCGCCAGAACACAACCCGGGAGGUGGAGGUGCUGGUGUGCCUCCCUGCCAGCCUCUCCGAGGGGCUGCACCGCGCUGCCCCAGAGAACGUGACACUGGAGCGGCUGCAGCGCGUACGGGGCCACCUCACCCUGGAGGACCCCCCGGACCUCAGCCUGGCGGGUGUCACCUUCACCAGUGGCUGCGGGAAGCUCUGCCACUUUCUUCGACGCCUCGACCAGUUCAGCAUCGACAUCAUCAGCAUCAACUUUGGCCCCAGGAUGGCAGAGGACAGCCCACAGGGGUUACAGGGGUCACUGCCGCCCCCUAGCCUGACCCCCAGUGUACCCCCCCAUGACCCUCCUUCCCCUGAGGCCUCACCACACAACCUAACCGACGAGGAUGAGGAGGAGGACGAGUUUGAGGAUGAUGAAUUUGAUGAGGAGGAGGAUGAACACGACCACACCCUCUAGUAAACAUUCUCAAGUUAUGCCUCAAACUGUAACAUUCUCGUCACCUGAGGAAGACUUGGGUGGCACCGGGCUGGAGGGGGAGGCUGAGGAGGCUGGGCUUAUGCUGUUCUGUCGCUCCGGUCGGCCACUGCGUAAGAUAACGUAAGGUCACAGUGCUUGGUCUGGGUCUUGGAGUGGCCUUCGACUCUGGACUUUAACUUAAUUGCUGAAGAAGAAAAAGUGGCGAUGGUGGUGAAGGAGAACGUCUAUGGUAAGAUAUCCUCGUCCUGUGAUUCUUGGUGAUUGAAGCUGAAAUGCACAAAAUAUAAAUGAUCUCUUUUUCUACAGUUUGAUGUGAAGGUUUAGAAGCACUCAGAAAGGCUACACCCGAAAUUGACCUCUCUUUUGGCUACUCUUUACUGUUAUCUAUUAUGGGAGCGGCGAGUAGCGGGCUUUUUUUUUGUACUCUUUUUGUUGCCCUUGAGCCGUGGCCUUUGAUGUAAAAAAAAAUAACAAUAAGAGACAGCAGAAAGAGAAGAGUGAUGGUAAGUGGUGUUGGAUCCUCUAAUUCACUACACAGUUUCUCCGAGUAUCUCGUGUACAUACAUACUUAAAUGGACUUAUCAUAAUACAGUCGUCCUUCAAAUAGUACGGUUUCCAAUAGUUUGGUUUCGGUUUUAUACGGAUUGUCAUGGAAGAUCAUUUAAGGAUUUUUAAAUUUCCUGCUUGUCGGGAAAUUCAAAAAUCCUAAAAAAAAUCUUCUAUGAAAAUCCACAAGAGCAGCAAGUAGCAGGCUUUUUAUUUUAUUAUUAUUGUUUCCUUUUUUUGUGUGCCCUUGAGCUGCCUCCUUUGUUGUAAAAAAACAAACAAAAAAAAAAACUAUUGGAAACCGUACUAUUUGAGGGAUGACUGUAUACCUUAAGAGGCCUAAUUUUUCAUCCAGUUCAUUAUCAUUCCAGUCAAAAACUUUCCAUAGGCAUCUUUUCCACUUUUUUUGUAAUUUCUUUCCAUCAUUGUUGGUUGUAUUUAUUGCAAUAUUGCCAAGUUUUCACAUAUGUUGCUGAGUUUCCACAUAUAUAUUGCCGACUUGCCACAUAUAUAUUGGUGAUUUUUCCAUAUAUAUAUUUCCAAUUCUUCUCAAUUUCCCAUCAGUGUUAGUUAGAGUUAUGGUGAUAUUGCCAAUUUUCUUUCCCGAGCCGAAACAAAACGAAGCUAAAUAGUAACUUUCCGAAUAGAUUUUAAGGGAUGUUUGUAUCGAAUUUCGUCGUUGUUGCUGUGGAUGUCACUUUUCGAUUUAGGUUUUUCCGAGAGUUAGUUAUUUUUCUCUUUCCUUCCGGCUGAACAAUUUGAAAACAUGUGAAUACUGAAUAGCUACUGUGUGUGUGUGUGUGUGUGUGUGUGUGUGUGUGUGUGUGUGUGUGUGUGUGUGUUUUCUUACAAUCUUAAAUGUUCCCCCUUCCUUCCUUCCUCCUUUCCUCCCUUUUCUCCUCCUUCCUUCCAUUCCUCCACUCCUCCCUUUCUCUUAAAUUCCUUCUUUCCUCACUCUUUUUAUCUUCCUCUAUUCCACCUUCUUUGCAUUCCUCCCUUUCCUCCAUUCCUCCCUUUUCACCUCCUUCCUUCCAUUCUUCCAUUCUUCCCUUUCUCUCAAACCCCUCCUUUCCUCUAUCUUCCUCUAUUCCCCCUCCUUUGCAGUUUAUGUGUUUGUGUGUGUGUGUCCGUUUGCGAUCCAAGUAUUUGCGUCCAUCGGUAAGCUGCCUUCAGCCACUAGGGACAAAUGUAAUCUAGUCACGUCUUAUGCAGAUAUUUUUGAGCUCAUAAUCCCGCUUCCGACAUUCCCUUCGGUGCUUCAGCCUGUGAUGGUGUUGGCUGAGGCUGGUUUAGUAUUGUAAGCUAAUGGUUCGUGCAGGGCAGUCGUACCUCAGCAUCCACAGGGGUUUUGGUAACAGAGACUUAUAGAUAAUGAAAACCCAUGAAAAUUUGCUUGAAAACACCUCCCAGGUAUAUGCAAAAUGCCCCCUUUCUCAUGUGCUGCUUGUAGUGUUGGGAGUAUUGUCUUGUGGGGUAGUUGGUGACCUCUGCCUGUCAAUUAAAAAAAACUCAUGAAUAUCUGCUCCAAAAGACCUUGUAAAUAUCAUCUUGAAAAUGCCCCCUUUUAUAUGUGCUGUCCAUAAUGCUGGUAGGCUUUUCUUGAGGGGGCUAUGUGGCAGCUUCAGCCUGUUACUGAUGUGGGCAAAUUAUACUUCAAGUGUCUGUCACAUGAUGUUCAACCCGGUAGCAGCGACGGGCCAAAUUUAUGGCUUUACCGUGUACCAGUGAUGGGCCAAAUUUGUGCCAUGAUAAAGACCAACCAAAUUAGAUGAUGCAUAAACUGAUCACAAAUACGUUGAUACAUAUUAUGAAAUGGCUUGCAUGAGUGAUGAUUUUUUCUCAUUUUUCUCACUUAGAGGGACCUUUAAGAAACAUGCAGAGGUGUGGUGUGUGGCUCCAGAAACCCAAGGAUACAAAAAUUCCUAUUCCUAUCCCCUAAAAAUCCUUAUCAUAUUCUUUCCUCACUUCCAUCCUUCCUUCCUUCCUGUAUUCCUCCCUCCCCUUACUAACACUUUUUAUUUAACUUAUGAACACCCAUUGGCUACCCCAUAGAUACCAAUAUAUAUAACAGGCUACACCCUUCCUUCCUUCCUUCCUUCCUUCCUUUCUCCACACUCGGCUCACAACCGAGAGAGCCCGGUUUCGAUUCUCCGGCGGAGUGGAAAAAUUUGGGCGGCUUUUCCGAUACCCUACGCCCCUGUCCACCCAGCAGUGAAUGGGUACCAGGUAUUAAUCGGGGGUUGUGUCCUGUCUCCUGGGAUCUGUUCCCUUCUAUAAUUCCUUCCCCUUCUGUCUCUCUCCGGCAUAUGACCACAGAUGUGCCGACUAAACGAAAUUUUCCUACUUUUUCCUUCCUUUCUCCCUUCCUUGUUUUCUUCAGCUAACUUACUACUGACACCAUUAUUAUUUAUCAGACUUAUGAUCACCCAUUGCCUACCCCCAUAGAUACCAAUAUAUAUAUAACAGGGUUGGGUGAUUAAGACCGAGAAUAUUGAGUCCACGGAUGUUGAGGUUCGACUGCUCACUCUAGUCUUUACGUGUGGUGUAGUGCGUAAGGUUUUCAAUUAGUCCUAUUAUCCUUCUUUCUCACCUCUAGUCAUAAUGUGAUAAUUCGAGACAUGCAAGGAAAGAGUGCACAAAAUGAAAACUUAGGUUAAAUUUGUACCACUACCAGACUUGUGGGUUUGUCUGACUUGGCUUUGUACGUACUGCUAUUGUGUUCACCCCUCACCAAGCUAUACACUGAAGGAUAUUG
This is a messenger RNA of Eriocheir sinensis (Chinese mitten crab), 5726 nucleotides long. It is a transcript of the gene PIG-Z, whose product is annotated as GPI mannosyltransferase 4-like. Bases 287 to 2404 code for a protein of 705 amino acids. Gene Ontology annotation, biological process: GPI anchor biosynthetic process. The record is from RefSeq and is a predicted model, not a curated record. NCBI's taxonomy places the organism in Eukaryota, Metazoa, Arthropoda, Malacostraca, Decapoda, Varunidae. The transcript has 3 exons. Gene Ontology annotation, cellular component: endoplasmic reticulum membrane. Gene Ontology annotation, molecular function: alpha-1,2-mannosyltransferase activity.